GCGCCAUGGAGCCCACUGGAUCCGGAUGCCCGGAAGGCAGAGCUGGGCAGCCAAAACAAGCGAGUUUGGAGGAUGCCAAGGCCUUUUAUGAAAACCUCUCUUCCAAAAAGAAGCCCAAAUCAGUUUCAUGGCUGAGUUACUCUGACGGAACCAACAGGAGCAAAAGGAAAUGGGCGGCAGAGCCAUUUACGAGAAGGAAGCUGUUUGCCAACAGAGGGCUGGCACUGGAGGACCAGGCAGAGGCUGGAAGGGCCCAAGUGCUGACAUGGGCUUUGGCUGGCCCAGCCACACGGGGCAAGCAGUGAAGCCUACAUCCCCACUUUCUCCCAGCACGAGAAGAAGUACAGCACCGAGGAGGAGCAGGAGGAGAAAACAGUUGGCAAGGAUGGCUCUCUCCCUCCCUCUAGCCGGUGGUGUAAGGUUCCGGGGGUCACCAGAACCUUACAAAACAAUCAAACCAAUAUGGAAGCUGGACAAACUGAAAUGUAGCUAAUUAUGAAAAUGAGUCAUUGAGAGAUGCUGGCCUGACUGACCCCCUCGCCUUCAAGGCGAGGAACCCCUCGUCCCUCAAGGGAGGCUCCCUUUGGCCCAGUCACCAAGGGCAGUUGCCUUCUCUUAGCGGGGGAUGCAACCACCACUCUUCUCUUGCAGCCAAAGCCGCAACACGCCAUCACCAUUGCCGUGUCCUCCCGAGCCCUCUUCCGCAUGGAAGAAGAGCAGAAGAUUUACAAAGAGCAGGGCGUGGAGGCCUACGUGAAAUAUCAGUUGGAGCACGAGGAGGAGCCCUUCCUGCCUGGAGCGGCUUUCCCUUUUGUCAAGGCUUUGGAAUCGGUCAAUAGCCAGCUGCGGGAACUGUUCCCAGACAGUGAGGAACUUUUUGACAUUGUCCUUGUGACCAACAACCAUGCGCAAGUGGGCGUUCGCUUGAUCAACAGCAUCAACCAUUACAAUCUCUUUAUUGAGAGGUUUUGUAUGACCGGCGGGAAUAGCCCCAUUUGCUACUUGAAGGCCUACCACACCAACCUCUACUUAUCCUCUGACUGUGAGAAAGUGAGUGAGGCCAUAGAAGAGGGGAUUGCAGCUGCCACUGUUUUCACCCCCAAGAAAGAUGUGGAAGUCUCAGAGAAGCAGCUUCGUGUCGCCUUUGACGGAGAUGCUGUGCUGUUUUCCGAUGAGUCGGAGCAGAUCGUGAAGGCUCACGGCCUAGACAAGUUCUUUGAGCACGAGAAGACUUAUGAGAACAAGCCUCUCGCUCAGGGGCCACUGAAGGGCUUCCUGGAAGUGUUGGGGAAGCUUCAGAAGAAGUUCUACAGCAAAGGCCUCCGCCUGGAAUGCCCCAUCCGCACCUACCUGGUCACGGCUCGAAGUGCUGCCAGUUCCGGGGCCCGAGCCCUAAAGACUCUCCGGAGCUGGGGACUAGAAACGGACGAGGCCCUCUUCCUGGCCGGCGCACCCAAAGGCCCCUUGCUGGAGAAGAUCCGACCACAUAUCUUCUUCGAUGACCAGAUGUUUCACGUGGAGGGAGCGAAAGAAAUGGGCACUGUCGCCGCCCAUGUUCCUUAUGGGGUUGCCCAGAAGUACAAGCUCUCAGGACAAAGAAAGGCAGCUCAGGACAGCAAGUAGUGCCCAGGGAUGGCCUGGGCUGGACCAGCGCUUGGUAGAGAAUGAAGGCUCAGUUGGUGAGCACCAACUUCUAGGAUGACUAGAACCAAAGGUGUUGUGAUGGUCCAUGAAGGAUCUGCUGCUGCCUGUACAUGUUGCACUUUCUGAUCUUCCCCACCAGCACAAUAGCUGUGCCCCACACCUUCCUGCAGGGCCCUCAAAGCAUCUCCAGGGGCUUUUUGGUGCCUCUCCUGUAACCAAGAGUCUUUCAAGAUAGAACUAGCCUUUUCUUCCUCCAAAAUGGGAUCGUUUUGCAUCUGGGGAUAUUUUCGUGUGACCUAUCCUAGGUGAACCUGACAUAUGUUAUACUCUUGCAAGUGCAGCAUGCAGGAAUUGCUGACAAGGCCCAUGGAAGCCUUGUUAAAAGAUGUGCUUGCAACGUUCACUUGUUUGCAAAAAAAGCCAUUUGUCGCUGGUUACAUGGCAGAGACCAGCUGGAAGCAUUCAGCUGAGGGGAGCCGGCAGAGGCUCAUCGUUCUCCCCUCUCCCAUCUUUUCUGGCCACAGGGGGAGGGGGCUGUUCAUUGUCCUCCCCUCCAAAGUGCCAGUGCCAGGAAAGGAGUUCUGAGGUGUGUCUAAGCAUAUUCAUAGCCACAGAAGCUGCCUUGUUGUGCCAAGCACAUGGAGAGACUUCAUGUGUCAUUUGGGGCAUUUAAAAUGUGGCAUUUUCUGGGCAGCCAUUCAGGAUGCAAUCUUUCCUGUGAGCCAGGCAGGAGCAAAAGUGGGGAAAGUGGGCUUUGGCUCUGAGCCUGAACGCAAAAAUGGGCCUUGAGUAAAUGUCCGGCUCCAUGCGAGAGUCACACGGUGUUCCACAAGCAAGAAGGGGAACAGGGCUCCCUUUACAACACUGGGCAAGCACACAAAGCAUUUUGUCCUUUUCCUUUCCAAGCUUUGAGGCUGCAGGCUGUGGCCAGAAGCAGACGGAUGCAGCUCAAGUCCCGACUCCUGGACACUCAGCGAGUAGUCUGAACAAAUUGUUCACUCUAAAUAUAUUAAAUUUCAAAGGUGGAAGCCAUCGCCUCCCUCCAAGAGCUUCUGAGAGCUUUCCAUCCACAGCUUCAGAUCAGAAGGGAAUCAAAGGCUCCUAGGGUUGGAGGUUCUAGUCCAACCCCCUGCCCAAAGCAGGUGUCCACUUUCAGUAUGACUGCACUUUAUUCUUGGGAAAAGAUCCAAGAAACAAUUUCCCCACAGAACUCACUGCCUCAGGAGUGCAUUCUUUCCUUUUGCAGAAAGAAUUUUGCUGCCAGUGUCCUGUGUCUUCAUCUUCAUGAUUGUAUGUGAAACACCUUCACACCUGCCUGACUCGAUGGAAGUUUGUCUAUAGUAAACCUUCUG
Molecule: messenger RNA, 2996 nt
Organism: Ahaetulla prasina
Lineage: Eukaryota; Metazoa; Chordata; Lepidosauria; Squamata; Colubridae
Gene: NT5C1A
Product: 5'-nucleotidase, cytosolic IA
Exons: 6
Coding region: 706-1623 (305 amino acids)
Biological process (GO): nucleotide metabolic process; adenosine metabolic process
Cellular component (GO): cytoplasm; cytosol
Molecular function (GO): 5'-nucleotidase activity; nucleotide binding; magnesium ion binding
Source: RefSeq, a predicted model, not a curated record